Molecule: messenger RNA, 1701 nt
Organism: Vavraia culicis subsp. floridensis
Lineage: Eukaryota; Fungi; Microsporidia; Pleistophoridae
Exons: 1
Coding region: 64-1485 (473 amino acids)
Biological process (GO): cell division
Molecular function (GO): protein binding
Source: RefSeq, a predicted model, not a curated record
GGUCUAACCCUUCUCUUUAUUUGUGCUGCACAUUUUGCCCGAUUUAUCGCUUGUACCCUUAAAAUGUACGUACAACAAAUCAAAACGGCCAUAAAAUACAAAAAUUACAGACAGGCCAUUUUCGUGCUUGCUCACGCUGCACAGAAAGAGCAAACGCUCAAACUGGUACUGGGCAUAGCACUGUACGAGAAUAGAGAGUACUACAGGGCACUGAGCGUGCUGAGUACGUUUAACACGGUCACGGGCCUGUUUUACGUGGCACUGUGCCACAAGGAAAUGAAAAAUUAUGGCGAUGCGAUCGAUGCGCUGUUGCGUAUCGUGAACAGAGAGGCGCUGAAGGAUGUGAUAGACGGAGAGUGGAACAGUUAUGUGCUCGAGGAUGGAGGUGAUGAGCAUGUGUAUGCGUUACUUGGCGAGCUGUACACGCUGAAUGAGCAGGGCGAUGAUGCUUUGGUGUACUACAAGCGGUGCACAGGGCUGUAUGUACCAUUUAUUGCGUUGUUUUACGAGCACAAACUGGAUGAGCUCGUGUGUACGGGCGAGAACGAUUUCUUUGCGCAGUUUACGGCCGAUCUCAUCGAAUUUGAGAGGACGGAGAACAUCAAAAUAGUGCAGAAGUAUUAUUCGUUGAUGCCAGGCAUCGGUACGUAUUUCGUGUCAAAUGCAGGGCGUAUUCUGUUCGAGCACGGUGAUGUUAAGCGUAGUAUGCGCUGCUUCGAGGUUGUCUUGAAGAACGAUGCCACGUACACGGCAGAUUUUGAUAGCUACUCAGCAGCACUCUGGCUGGAUAAGAACACGAAUGCUCUCUCGUGUAUGUGCCGUACAUUGCUAGACAAAUGCAAGGGCAGCUACGUAACAUGGUCAGCGCUGGGCAACUAUUUUUCACUUAAAAACGAUCACAAUCGAUCAGUGCUGUGCCUUAAAAAGAGCCUGAACAUGUACAAGACAGCGUAUGCGUACCUGCUGCUUGGCCACGAGAGCAUAAUCCGCAACGAGUACGAUCAUGCACAAAACUUUUUUUUUCAUGCGCUCAAAAUGCACCGCAACAACUACAAUGCGCUCUUCGGUAUCGGCCUUGUAUUUUCCAAAACGGACCAGAUAGAGAACGCAGACCUGUUUUUCAGAAAGGCUGUUGAUCUCAACAGCCACAACAAGAUAAUCAAGUACCUGUACGUGAAGUAUUUGGUGGAGAACAAGAAGUAUGACAGGGCGGUAGAGCUGAUCAGAAGAACGUACAGGGUUGAUGCGGGCGAUACAGCCGCACUGGUGGCGUACCUCAAGAACAAUGUGUUGCCGCGAAAGGAUGAGUACGAUGACCUGAUUAUGCUUGAAAUGGUUGAUGUGCUCAUUUAUUUGGAGAUGGUGUACGAAGCACAGCGAUUUUUAGAUGGUGUGAACGUGCGUAAUGCCAGUUUUAGGAGUAAGAAGGACAUGGUUGAUAAGCUGCUGGCGGUCAAGGAAAACAAAGGAUAUGUAAAGAAAUGAAUGCGGGGUGUGGUGUUUUAGUGGAACAGGAAUGCUGAGUGGUGGUGCUAUGGUAUGGAUAGUUGCAGUGAUUUUGUAACGUGGUGAGAAUGCGUGGUAGAGAAUUGGUACAGGGGCAUAGAUCGUUUGAGGAGCGUAUCGGUGGUAAAGGACGUGUAGUUUGGUUUGGAGGAUGAGGGGAAAGGUAAAUAAAAUAAACUUAUAGAAUGAGAUGGG